Messenger RNA from Sipha flava (yellow sugarcane aphid), 900 nucleotides. Its product is annotated as N-alpha-acetyltransferase 30-like. Bases 99 to 848 code for a protein of 249 amino acids. Lineage: Eukaryota; Metazoa; Arthropoda; Insecta; Hemiptera; Aphididae. The transcript has 4 exons. Gene Ontology annotation, biological process: N-terminal peptidyl-methionine acetylation. Gene Ontology annotation, molecular function: protein-N-terminal amino-acid acetyltransferase activity. The record is from RefSeq and is a predicted model, not a curated record. Gene Ontology annotation, cellular component: NatC complex.
UUUUUGAGAAUUUUAAGUCAACAUGUAUAGUAUUUAGAACCAAAAAAUAUGUUAUAAGUUAUAAUAAUUAUUAAUGCCGGAAAUAAAUGGUAACUUAAAUGGCAGACGUACGACUUCAAUCCCAAGAGCUAGACACAAGAGAUGAUGAAAAGACGGUGGUGUCUGAUGUCAACCAUGUAAAUGAAUCAAAUGUUGACUCUAACACCGACCUUAUUGCUGAUGUGAAUCUUCUAUCUAUAUCUGAAAAUAAUGUCCAUUGUGACGACGUAGGACAUAAUAAAUUAUAUUUAAAUUCUACAUUAUCAUCAUUGUCUAGUCAAUGUAAACCGUCAUCGUCGUAUUCAUCAAAUGCUGUAAAUAAUUGUGAGCUUACCGAAGACGUACAAGAAAUUGAUGGUGUCAAAUAUGUUUGUUAUAAAAAUGAGCAACAAAUGAAAGAUAUCAUGCGAUUAAUACAAAAAGACUUAUCCGAACCAUAUUCUAUUUAUACGUAUCGUUAUUUUAUACACAAUUGGCCUAAAUUGUGUUUUUUAGCUGUGGAUGUUGACAAAAGUGUGGGAGCAAUAGUAUGUAAGUUGGAUGCUCACAGAAAAGUUAGAAGAGGUUAUAUCGCAAUGUUAGCAGUGGAUGAAAAUUACCGAAAACAACAUAUUGGUUCUAAUUUGGUGUUGAAUGCAAUUGAAGCUAUGGUUAAUGAUGGUGCAGAUGAAGUUGUACUUGAAACAGAAAUUACUAAUAAACCAGCAUUAAAAUUGUAUGAAAAUUUAGGCUUUGUUAGAGACAAACGCCUCUUCUGCUAUUAUCUGAAUGGUGUGGAUGCUUUACGUUUAAAAUUAUGGCUCAGAUAAAUAACUAUGAAACAUUUUAUAUAAUAUUAUGCAUCAUAUGUUGAACAAAUAA